GCUGAAAGUAAGGAAAGAGCGGCAGCGAGAUGGAUCCCAGAGGCAGACGACGGUAGUCAGCAAGCACAAUGGCGAGCGCACUGAUCAGCAUCUCCAUCUUGCCGGCGACGCUCAAGCUGGUCAAGAUUCCUCGAGCGCAAGUCAAUGAGCGCAUGUAUGAAAUCAACAGGUCUCUGUCCUUUCGAGACUAUGAUCGAGUCGUAUCUGCAGGCUCAGCCUCUCCCAAGGAUCCAUUCUAUAGCUUGACCAUGAACGAGGUCGAGCUCAGUAUCUUUGCGGAUACGUCAAUUGUCGACAAGGUCUUUGCUCGCUGGCUGGAGCACGAUACCUCCGAAAGGGACAGUAUCGAAGUUGGACUCGAGACUUGGGUAGCCAUGCAAGUCGAACAACACGGCGACGAAUGGGAGCAGGCCGGAGCUCGCGUCAAAGAGAUUUCUGCGCCGCUUGCCGCGCAAGGCAUCUCCAUCUUGUUCCUCUCGACUUAUAUCUCCGACUUCAUCCUCAUCAAAGAGCAUCGCCUGGGCUUUGCAUGUUCCAUUCUCGAGUCGUCCGGCUUCAGGUUCCAAGCUUCACCAGAUGACUUCAGCGCGUCAAUGUCAGCAUCGAUGACAGUCUCGCCAUCGCGCGAGAGACCCGUGGGCACGUCCGCAAAGUUCCUGGACGAGAGCAGUAGAACCGUUUCGACGCAGUCCGGUAGUAGUGUGACUCGGUCCAUGACAGGCAGUCUCAUUCUCAACAGCUCGCAAAAUUCACCGCUCCUUUCGAGAUCGCGCGGCAAGUCAUCGAGCGCAGACUUGUCCCUCUCCCCGAAUUCUUCUCGACAGAACUCCGCGGGCCAAUCUCCUGAGGAUUUCCAGACCAGUCUGUCGAAAGACAGCAAAGCGACAGAAGCCCUCGACAGUACUCUCUCCGGUCCUCGCUCUUUUCCGGACUCGGACGAUGUCUUUACCGAGGCUAUGCGAGCGAAGGAGAGUGCUCAUGGACGCAACUUGCGCUCCGCUUCGACGACAUCUGCCGUGAGUUCCUCUACCUCGGCAAUGGGCGAUAAGAUCUCGAUUCUGCCGGACGAGCUCGUUUGUAUCGGCCUCAAUGCCCAAGACGAGACAGCCUGGAGUCACAAGGUCAUCUCCGCGCUCUUCUAUUGCGACGUCAUCUUGCCUUCUCGGCGCCUAGAAGGCUUGAUCAAUGGCAUCGAGCUCGACAUUGCGCCCGAGAUUGACUACGAGAGCGUGGCUGCGAGUCUAGACGAACGUGAGCGUGAUUUCGAAGGCGUGUCGAUACCCUCAACGCACAGUUCGCCAGUUCAAGAAGUCGCACCAUCGACACUCCGGCAGACCGAUAUCACCUUUGACAGCUUACGGCGCAACGCUGGUCGUUCGCGCGAUGCCUCUGUCGAAUCGGCCAUCGGCGCAACAGAGAUGCUACGCCUGGCAUCGAACAGCACCAUCGUCACUCGUAAUGCUCUGCUUCCGACAGCAGAAUCUCCCUACCCCACGCCCUUCAUAUCGCUCACACAAACUCUCGAGGGGACAUCGCUAACAGGCGAUAUUCGCCUACUUCGACUGAUCUUCUCGCCUGCCGAGGAGACGAAUAUGGUCCAUACGCUAGGCGACGGAGGUCUGCAUGGCCAUUGGCGGGGUGAAGAAGGCGAGCUAGAAACGAACGAGUUGCCUGCGCGAGGUCGACCGAGAAUCCGCAAAAGUUCGAGCGGCGAACCUUUUGUGGGUGGUCAGAUGGAGGAUGCCGGCAGCAGCGUCUUUUCGCCCGACGAGGACGAAGAGGAGCUCGAUAUGAGCUUGCCUGAGCUGCCACACACCUCCUCCCGACGACCAAGCCAGAGAUCUCUCGACGGAGGUCGGAGGCUUUACAAAUGCUUACAGUUGGAUCUAUCCUCCUUUGGCCUCGGUCAGCAUUCUUAUCUCACUCUGCUUCGCAUCCACUGAUCAUGCCAUCUAUCCAACAGAAAAGGCUGGUAUCGCGAACCAUUUUUCGGAUCUGCUGACGUCGCAAGGCAUCAAUCUAGUACGCGUGCUCUCUGCAUCGAGAGCAACUCAGCUGACAGUGACGUAGCUGUACUCUUCGACUUUCUCGACGGC
Molecule: messenger RNA, 2096 nt
Organism: Mixia osmundae IAM 14324
Lineage: Eukaryota; Fungi; Basidiomycota; Mixiomycetes; Mixiales; Mixiaceae
Exons: 2
Coding region: 69-1943 (624 amino acids)
Biological process (GO): regulation of intracellular signal transduction; cellular response to L-arginine
Cellular component (GO): cytosol
Source: RefSeq, a predicted model, not a curated record